Messenger RNA from Schistosoma mattheei, 2640 nucleotides. NCBI's taxonomy places the organism in Eukaryota, Metazoa, Platyhelminthes, Trematoda, Strigeidida, Schistosomatidae. The record is from the annotation of a GenBank genome assembly.
AUGUUGUCCACUAGAUAUAAGGAGUCCUCUAAAUCCAUUGGUCAAUUUUCUUAUAUUGCCCCAAAGCUGUAUCAGUUAGAAGAUCAGUUUCAUCAUCCAGCUUCAAAAUGUGAUGUUUGGCGAUCUCUUUGCCCUCAAGAGUUACCUAAUGCAGCUGUUUAUCCUACAAUACCUGUUUAUAGUUUGUCUAAUAAAGUCUUUGCUUCCUCUACAGGCCCCAAUAAGGGCUUGUUAGCGGUGAAAAAGUGGCAUGGGUCAAAGGACAGCCACAAUGUCUACCAUUCCAACUACUGGAAGACAAUAGAGAAUCGAAAAGCACAUGGAAUAUCUGUUUCUCUAUACGAGAAAAAUAUAUUUACUGGAAAACCAAAUGGUGGUCCCAUUGCUGAUGCAUUCGUUGUACGAGCUCGACAUGAUUCUGCCUAUUUAGCUGUGGCAGAUGGUGUAAAUUGGGGCAACGAAUCAAUGAAAGCUGCUAGAUCGGCAAUUUCAGCUAUUUACACUUAUUUAGAAUCGCAUUUAUUUGGUUGUAUGAAAGAGAAACACAACGUAAAAGACACAAGAGAUGCGGCCCAAUUAUUAUUUGAGGCUUUUUCUUUUGCCCAAGAGGAAAUUGUUUCCGUUACCACUGGUCUUACCACUCUUUGCGUUGCACUAAUUUUACCGGUACUAACUACUACAACAUAUGAAUCACAUGGAUUAACAAAUGAACAAACUUCAGCAUAUGGCAAAGCUCAAUUUUCUGUUAUAAUAGCAAGCGUUGGUGAUUGUCAAGCAUUUCUUUUAAGUAAAUUCCAUGGUAUACGUGAAAUAACCGGUUGGGUAAGAACCUCUGUCUUGUCAUCUGAUAAUUUAUCAACACAAUCAAAUGAGCAAAAUAAAUUGGAGAAAAUACUUGGACCACCUGUACGGGAUUUUCGAGAUACUGGUGGUGCAUUGGGUGCUGUGUAUAAAAAUGGCAAUCCAGAAUUAAACAAUCUUAUAUGUGCUGUAACACUUUGUGAUCCAGGUGAUAUAGUUCUGCUUGGAUCAGAUGGACUAAUCGAUAAUUUCGAUCCAGUUAUUACACAACUAGCUGUUCCUGAAUCACCGCAUUUAGAUUUUGUUGAUGAAGAUGAUGAACACGAAGGACAAGAAGGUGGUGAGGAGGAAAGCUCAUCCAUUGAUGAUAUAGGUAUUCAUGAAGUAAACAAUAACAACAAAAAUUCUGUCAAAAGUACUUCAUCUUUAUCUUCAGAUUCUUUAAGGUGUAAUUUUAAUAAAUCGCCAACUUCACCAUUAUUAAAUAUUUGGCCACAACCCCCACCCCCACCAAAUGAUCCAACAAAAUUAACUUAUACACCCGUUACAAAUAUAAAUACUACUAACAGUAAUAAUAAUAACAAUAAUACUAAUGAUAACAAUGAAACUGAGACAAUUUAUGCACAUCAAAUUAACUUCACCAAUCAACUUGAAUUAAACUGGUAUGAACGUAGAAAAUAUGCAGCGAAAGAAUUAGAACGUGUGUGGCAUGAAUUAGAUAUUAGUGCAGAGAAUGCUAGUAGUAAAAAAGGCACUUUUAGUUCCAAAGACUUAUGCGAAGCACUAAUUAAUCAUGCAUACAGAAUUACAACAAAACGACGUGAAUGGUUAGAGAAUCCGGAUUAUGCACAUUUAAGACAAAAUCAAAAUGUAGUACAAAACAAUAAUAAUAAUAAUAAUAAUAAUAAUAAUAAUAAUAAACACUUUGAUAAUACUUAUUCAACUGAUUCACAAAGAAAAUGGUUUAAUGAUAUGCUUAGACGUAUGCCUGGUAAAUUAGAUCAUGCAACUGUAGUUGCCUAUGAAGUUGGAGUUUAUCGUGGUAAUGAAAAUGAAGUAUAUGAAGAGACAGCUCAUCGGUUUCUAGCCGCAAAUAAUUCGAACUCUCCAACUAAUCACUCAAUUAUAACACAUUCAGAGCCAUAAUAAUAAUAAUAAAGUAACUUAAGAAAAAGUACACUAUACUUGUAUAUGCAAUAAGUGAUCUUAGAUAUGAUGUAUUCCCAUUUCCAUUUAUUUAUUAUUUGUUUUUUUAUAUUUUUAAAGAUGGUUCUUACUUUCUUUUUUGUAUAGAUAUAUAUAUUUUUUCGGUGUUGUUGUUUAUCUUCUCAUCAUAAAAAUAGGUUACCGUGUUGAAAGGUUGUUAUUAUUUUGUACCAAAUUAUAAGUAUUUAUAUCAUUAGUAGCUUUUAUUUAUAAACAUGAAUAAGAUCAUACUACAUAAUAUAGACACAAAUACAUGUAUACCAUACCUUCAUUCAAUGUCUCAAUCCCAACAUAAAUCAAUGUUAUUUUUUCUGUAACUACGCUUAUAUAACCAGUCUACAUUUUUCUCUUCACAAAAAGAAUGAAUAUUUAUUUAAAUAAGGAUCUUAUGUUAUUUAUUUUUGUUAUGUACAGUACAUUGUAAGCUUUUAUGCUAAAUAUUUAAAAAAAAAGAAUGAAUGAAUGAACAAAUUAUUUAUGUAUUCUAGAUUCAUGUCUUCAAAUCUGGGCUUAUUUCUCAUAAUAUUCAUUGACCACCACUAUAUCUGUGCUGGUUUAGUACAUUGUGUUCAUAAAUUGGUUCUUUGAUUUUAAAAUAAAGAUAACAAACAAUGGAAUAGAAGUCUAGUUAGA